CUUUGCAGCAUCAUGGCCAGUCCAAGGACGAGGAAAGUUCUUAAAGAAGUCAGGGUGCAGGAUGAAAACAACGUCUGCUUUGAGUGCGGUGCGUUCAACCCUCAGUGGGUGAGCGUGACCUACGGGAUCUGGAUCUGCCUGGAGUGUUCAGGGAAGCACCGAGGCCUGGGUGUGCACCUCAGCUUUGUGCGCUCGGUUACUAUGGACAAGUGGAAGGACAUUGAACUCGAGAAGAUGAGAGCUGGUGGAAAUGCUAAAUUCCGAGAAUUCCUGGAAUCCCAGGAGGAUUACAAUCCCUGUUGGUCGUUACAGGAGAAAUACAACAGCAAGGCCGCAGCACUCUUCAGGGACAAGGUGGCUACUCUGGCUGAAGGCAAAGAAUGGUCCUUGGAGUUGUCGCCUGCCCAGACCUGGAACCCGCCACAGCCGAAGACACCACUGCCCACCGCCCACCGAGCCGCUGGCCAGCCCCAGAGCGUGACCGCCUCCUCCGACAAGGCUUUCGAGGACUGGCUGAACGACGACCUCGGGUCCUACCAGGGGGCCCAGGAGAACCGCUACGUGGGGUUUGGCCACACGGUGCCACCGCCCAGGAGAGACGGCGACCUCCUCAACAGUGCCGUGUCCUCCCUGUACUCGGGCUGGAGCAGUUUUACAACUGGAGCGAGCAGGUUUGCCUCUGCAGCGAAGGAGGGCGCUACGAAGUUUGGGUCCCAGGCAAGUCAGAAGUUUUGGGGCUCCAAGCAGCAGCCAGAGCCGGCUUCCGAGUUGGGGCACAGUCUGAACGAAAACGUUCUCAAGCCUGCUCAGGAGAAGGUGAAGGAGGGAAGGAUUUUGGAUGACGUGUCCAGUGGGGUCUCUCAGCUGGCGUCCAAGGUCCAGGGGGUUAGCAGUAAAGGGUGGCGAGACAUGACAACCUUUUUUUCUGGUAAAACAGAGGAGUCCUCUGACAGGCCUCCAGAGGGCAGUGGCUACCAGAACAGCAGCAGGGACCAUGUCCAGGGCAGCACCAUCGACCAGAGCUUCUGGGAUACCUUCGGGAGCGCCGAGGCCCCCCGGGUCCGCCAGUCCCCAAGCAGCGGCAGUUGGACGUGUGUGGACAACUCGACGGAGCGCAAGAGCUCAGAUAGCUGGGAUGUCUGGGGCUCGGGCGCAGGCUCCAACCACAGGAACAGCAACAGCGACGGCUGGGAGAACUGGGAGGGUGGCUGGGAGGGUGCCGGUGGGGAGGGCCGGGCCAGGGCUGUGCAGAAGGCUGCGCCGCCCCCCGCGCCCGCCGAAGAGGGCUGGGACAACCAGAACUGGUAGGCCGUCCACCCGCUGUGACGCGACUGCCCUAUCACACUGUCCUCAUCGUCCUUCCACUCGGCCCCAGAGACCCCUCAGCGAGCAGACAGCUUUUCAGGAGAUGGAGCCUGACUCCACCCAGGCCACUCAGUGCCCGUGGUCCUGGCUGUGUCAGGCAGAGGCGUGUCCGCCCCCCGAGUUCUCUCGGCCUCACCGGCUCCCGUGGCGCCUCUGAGUGCAGACAGUCCCACCUCUGACCCACCCAUUAAUAAACACUCCUGGACAGCAGGGCUGGACGGCAAGUGGUGCUGUCGGCCUGCAGGACAGCGCGCUGUGACACGUCUCCCAAGUCCGCGUGUUCCUCUUUCCUUUUAAUGGAAAACCCGUGAGUUCAGAGGUGGGAGCCAUGGAGCCAGCACUGCUGUGGGCUGUCCUCUCGUGCCCACUGUGGCCAGA
Trichechus manatus latirostris (Florida manatee) is the source of this 1743-nucleotide messenger RNA. RefSeq names its product ADP ribosylation factor GTPase activating protein 1 (gene ARFGAP1). Lineage: Eukaryota; Metazoa; Chordata; Mammalia; Sirenia; Trichechidae. The coding region runs from base 13 to 1308 and encodes 431 amino acids. Gene Ontology annotation, molecular function: GTPase activator activity. Gene Ontology annotation, biological process: regulation of ARF protein signal transduction; regulation of endocytosis. The transcript is spliced from 13 exons. Gene Ontology annotation, cellular component: Golgi membrane. The record is from RefSeq and is a predicted model, not a curated record.